AUGUAGGCUCAGCUAUGAUGGCAGCCGUAGGUUGACAUCAAUACGAUUCUGAAUAUAAACUAUUUAAAAAGUUAGCGGAAAAGCCCCGGCACGUUAACGCAGGACAAAUUACCGGUUUUCAGAUAGCACACGGUGAAAACACAGCGCCCGGUUUGGGGAACGUGGCACUAUGCCCGCAGCUACUGUGGAUCACAGCCAAAGAAUAUGUGAGGUUUGGGCCAACAACCUGGAGGAGGAGCUGAAGAGGAUCCGACAUGUCAUUCGAAAAUACAACUACAUUGCUAUGGACACAGAGUUUCCAGGUGUUGUAGCCAGACCGAUCGGAGAGUUCAGAAGCAACGCUGACUAUCAGUACCAGUUACUGCGCUGCAAUGUGGAUUUGCUCAAGAUUAUACAGCUGGGCCUCACAUUUAUGAACGAACAAGGGGAAUAUCCUCCAGGGACGUCAACGUGGCAGUUCAAUUUUAAGUUUAACCUCACAGAAGAUAUGUAUGCACAAGACUCCAUUGAGCUCCUGACCACUUCAGGCAUCCAGUUCAAGAAGCACGAGGACGAAGGCAUUGAGACGCUUUACUUUGCAGAGCUGCUGAUGACUUCAGGAGUGGUGCUCUGCGAUGGCGUCAAGUGGCUGUCUUUUCACAGCGGCUACGACUUUGGAUACCUGAUCAAGAUUCUAUCCAACGCUAACCUUCCUGAGGAGGAGGUGGACUUCUUUGAGAUUCUACGCUUGUACUUCCCUGUCAUUUACGAUGUCAAGUACCUCAUGAAGAGCUGUAAAAACCUGAAGGGCGGUCUGCAGGAAGUAGCUGAGCAGCUGGAGCUGGAGAGGAUUGGACCACAGCAUCAGGCCGGCUCGGACUCUUUACUCACAGGCAUGGCUUUCUUCAAGAUGAGAGAGAUGUUCUUCGAGGACCAUAUUGAUGAUGCAAAGUACUGUGGUCACUUGUACGGGCUCGGCUCGGGCUCCGCCUACGUCCAGAACGGAACGGGAAACGCUUACGAGGAGGAGGCUAACAAGCAGCAGUCGUGACGUCACUCUGAAACUCUCCCAUCCUGCUGUUCACAUCCACAAUCAGUGCGGCCGUGACGCCAAACUCCGACAGCCGGAUGACCAUAAUAGUGGAAGAACAAAAGGAAAAAAAACAUACAUAUGCAUCGUUUAGCAAGCUGUUUCUCAUAGGCUCUGCUCACCUUAGACGACUGAAUAUGAUGGUGAAAAAAAAAAUCCCAGCUGUCCUCACGCGUGCCGCAGCAGCAUGUGUGUGACUUUAGUCUUUUAUUCCUCCGAGGCAGCAAUAGACGGUGUGGUUGGUUCAGCUAAAACUUAACAUGCUUGAGAAGGUGGGAUUUUAGUUUUCCUAAAAAGUGUUCUGUAGAAAUGUUUUGCACUUUAAAGCUCUAACCUGAUUUUAUAUGGAAAGCUGAAGAUGUUUCUGGUGUCUCUCCUCUUUGUUGCCUUCUCUACGUUCCCAUUUUUACAUUGUGAACAUGUAAGUGUCAACAGCUGCUCUCACCACAUUCAGCCUUAAUAUCAGCUGCAUUCUUAUCUUUUAAACUUUUUAUUUAUUGUGCUGGUUAUCUGACUUUACAUAGUCGCCCCAUUCAACACUAAGACCCCACACGAUCGCACCAGGAUUUCCUGCCUGAUAACGAGAAAAAGGAGUGUGUGUACGUGUACUCGGAUUGUGAGGUUAUUUUUCGUUUGUUCCUAUAAUGUUUAUAACGACCUGAAUACGCUCCAGUCCCACUGUGAGAAGCCUUUAACUAUCAAACUGGUGCAUUCUGCUUUUGGAUGAGACGCUGAAGCCAGUGAACGCUGUUUAUUUCCUGUUUUUUUCUGUCUGCAUUCAUGACAAUGUUCAGUAUUGUCAUAUAAAGAUAUUAUUAGUAUGCACCUAGAUGCAUACAAGUGGUUGUCAUUGGAGGAAUGCUGCUCGUUUGUGCGUGUAAACACUGUCACUGACACAAGCACACAUGAACAGAUGCAUCACCUCUCGAAAAAUUAGAAUUAAAUUAAAAAGAAUUUAACAAAACCAAGUCUCAUUAGCUGUAGGACGGUCUGAGGUUCCUCUAAGCUGGGAGUAAAUUUUCAGUUUUAAUUAAGAUUUUGUAGAGUUUUAGUGUUGUGAUACAAGAAGAAACUUUUACUCAUCGGAUACAAUAACGUUGCUUUUUAACACGUUUCUGUUUGAGUUCACUUGUAGUUCUGGCCUUUGAAUGACACUUUUGUGCUUUUUUUUUUUUUUUUUUUUGCCUUCCAGUUCAUUCAUGCUGCCUAGAACAGCCGCAUGUACUAAAACAUUUGAAUAAAUGCUGUGUUGUUGAAUAGUAUCCUGAACUUGCAUAGGUUUGUGUUAAAGUGUAGAGCCGCCACUUUAUUCCUCUGCAACAGAAGCUGAAAACACUCUCUCUCUCUCUGCAGCACACCUUUCACACUGUAAAGACGUAAAAGGAAGAAUAUGCAAUAUAAAAAGAGGAUAUUUUUUGAGGUUAUUUUGUAAAUAAAGGCUUGAAAGUUUUCUACCAUAAAA
Molecule: messenger RNA, 2531 nt
Organism: Amphiprion ocellaris (clown anemonefish)
Lineage: Eukaryota; Metazoa; Chordata; Actinopteri; Pomacentridae
Gene: cnot7
Product: CCR4-NOT transcription complex, subunit 7
Exons: 7
Coding region: 170-1030 (286 amino acids)
Cellular component (GO): CCR4-NOT core complex; P-body; CCR4-NOT complex
Molecular function (GO): nucleic acid binding; poly(A)-specific ribonuclease activity
Source: RefSeq, a predicted model, not a curated record